ACAGGAUACACUUAGGGGAUAGUUUUAGGAAGUGCCGGCUGUUAUUGAGCGAUUGCAUUAAGAUAGUUACACCUGAACGAGCCAUAUUUGGGUUUAGUCAGACGGGUUAUUUAGCUUCUUCUCUAUAAUGGCGACCGCGGCUGCUACUCCGACCGGCCAGAGAAGCACGUGCGGCGGCGGCACUCCGCUGAGCCCGACCAGGAUCUCCAGACUGCAGGAGAAACAACAGCUCUGUGAACUCAACGACCGCCUGGCUGUUUACAUCGACAAAGUCCGUAGUCUGGAGUCUGAGAACGGCGUACUUCGGCUGCAAAUUGACGAGAAGGAAGAAGUGAGAAGCCGAGAGAUAACCGGACUGAAAAGCCUGUACGAGACCGAGCUCGCCGACGCUAGGAAGAGUUUGGAUGAGUCCUCAAAGGAGCGGGCCUGGCUACAGAUUGAGCUGGGGAAGAUCAAAUCCGAGCAUGAGCAACUGCUACAGAAUUAUGCCAAGAAGGACUCUGAGGCAGGAGGAGCUCAGGCCAGGCUGAAGGACUUGGAGGCUCAUCUGAACUCCAAAGACGCCAUGCUGGCUACAGCGCUGUCUGAGAAGAAAGGCCUAGAGGAAACCCUGGCUGACCUGCAGGAACAGCUGCAGGAGCUGGAUACAAGUCUCACUCAGGCUAAGAAACAACUGGCAGAAGAGAUGCUCCUGCGUGUCGACUUGGAAAACCGCUGCCAGAGUCUGACUGAGGACAUGGAGUUCCGUAAGAGCAUGCACAAAGAGGAAGUGAAGGAGGCUCGGCACCGGUAUGAAAGCCGCCUGGUGGAGGUGGACUCUGGACGGAAGGAGGAGUAUGAAUAUAAACUGACUCAGGCUCUGACUGAUAUGAGGUCUCAGAACGAGGAGCAGAUCAAGAUCUACAAGGACAACAUGGAGAGCACCUACGUGACCAAACUGGAGGACCUGCGUCGCUUCUCUGAGAUGAACGGAGCAUCAGCCAACAUGGCCCGAGAGGAGCUGAGGGAGUCCUCCCUGAGGAUUGAGAGCCUCACAGCCCAGCUGUCAGGACUGCAGAAGGAGACUCGUGGUUGGCGGGAUCGUAUAACAGAGUUGGAGACAGCGCUGACUCAAGAGAAAGACAUGAGUCGCAAGAUCCUGGCAGAAAAAGACCUCGAGGUGGCUGAGAUCCGGGCCAAGAUGCAGCAACAGCUGAAUGAAUACGAACAGCUGCUGGAUGUGAAACUGGCUCUGGACAUGGAGAUCAACGCCUACCGCAAACUCCUGGAGGGAGAAGAAGAGAGAUUGAAGCUGUCUCCCAGCCCUUCAACUCGCGUCACAGUGUCUCGAGCCUCAUCCAGCAGCCGCAGCGUUCGCACCACGCAGGGAAAGAGGAAGCGCGUGGAUGUGGAGGAGCAGGAAGCCAGCAGCUCAGUGUCCAUCGCUCAUUCUGCCUCAGCCACGGGACCCGUCUGCAUCGAGGAGAUCGACACCGACGGCAAAUUCAUCAGCGUCCACAACAGUGGUGAAGAGGACCAGGCCAUGGUGGGUUAUGAAAUGAUUAAGACUAUUGGAAAUGUGACCGCCACCUACAAGUUCACUCCCAAAUAUGUCCUGAAGGCCGGCCAGAAAGUCAUGGUUUGGGCAUCUGAUGCUGGUGUGAGCUCCAAACCUCCCACAGACCUAGUGUGGAAGAACCAGUCCUCCUGGGGGUCAGGGGAGGAUGUCCAUGUGGUACUGAUCAACCCUCAGGGAGAGGAGGUGGCAAUGAGAACCACUACAUACAAGACAGGAGUAGAAGAAGAGCAGGAUGAAGAAGAAGAAGAUGAUGAUGAUAAUGGAAUGGAGGCCAUCGAAGAAGACCUCUUCCACCAGCAGGGUGACCCCCGCACUGCCAAAAGAGGCUGCUCUAUCAUGUGAUCCCACAGCACCAACCAGCCACCUCCUCCUCUGAGCCCAGCCAGUCUGCUGCCAACUGUAAUACUAGAACUAUUUUUCUAUCUUUUGUAGUGUAUCUCAAUAAAAUGUAUGAAUUUUAUUUGAUGUUUUCAUAAAAAUGGAAAACUGCUUUUGGUAGAUGUAUUUUCAUCUGAAAAACCAAAACAACAUGGUCAUUGAAUAACAUUGUUUCUUUACAACUUUUUUUUUUCCUUUUUUCAAACCAUGCAACAAGUAGUUAAACUCAAAGACGGGCUGUGUCUUUAAGAAAAUGAGUGGUGUUCUGUAAUUUUAAAAUAAUAGAUUUUAAUUUUUGUUAUUUUAUUUUAUAUUUGAUCUUAUUAUGAUUAUUAUUGAUGCUAUAUUUUAGGCCUUUAUAUGACAAGGAAAGCUACAAGAUGCCAGUCAUUAGUUUAGGCCAUGGGCUGGUUUUUCACUUUUCUAAAGACGUACUGUAUGAUUAAGAAAUUGUGGGAAAAAAUGAACACUAAAAGCUCAUGAUGAUGAAUGAGUUCACGUGAUAAAUGACUGCCUCCCAUUAGUGUGGACCUCAAGUGGAUGAAAGUCUGAAGUAUUCAAUAUGGAAUCAUCUGUUCAAGGGGUGUAACUGUACACAAAAUUCAGUUGUGCUGCAGUGGAAAAGAAAAACAACCUUUCUGUUUGUUGCAAAGAAUUAAGAAACCUGCUGACAGCUGUUUGAUGCUGAUUCAGUAUGAAUAAUCUGAUGUCAUACAUAAUAAUAAUAAUAAUAAUAAUAAUAGUAAUAAUAUCAGUCAGAGGGACCAAACCACUACUUUUACUGUAAUACUUUAACUAAAUUUUUCUCUCAGAACUAGUUCUUAUGCUCUGACCAUGUUUUUAUCUUUGUUGUGACCAGCUUCACUUUUAAGCGAAGUGAAAUGCUGACUGUCACAUAGAGAUGCGAUAUUGCUUCACUACAUAGAUAAUGGAGCAUAUUCUAAUAAAAGUGUAGCGCCUGGUCAGCGCCAGGGUCUCUCAUUUGUCAUUGUGAUGACAGCAACACUUAAAGGUUACCAUGCUAACCAGGCUACGUUGGCUAACAUAGACCCCUGAUCAUACUCAUGGAGUGUAUUUGUAUGACUGCAUGCACUGAACCAUGACGUCUGUAAUGUGACAGUUCAGGAUGAAUACAUGUACUGUUACACCCCUUAUCUGUUCAGUGCCAUCCUUGUAAUAACUUUAGAAAAAACUUCAGUACCAUGAUUGUAUUUAUAAGAAGUCAGAAGACAGGUGUUGAGUUACCUAAAGGGUGCAAUGUGUAAGAAUUGGCCACAUGAUCCAAACAAAUAGGGGGCAGCUUAUCCCCCACCCUCCCCCUCCCCGUAAACACAUCACCCCACCAUCAUUAUCAGUCACUCAAUAUAGCAUCAUUUUUUUCUCUGUCUUUGUCAAUAUAUCAAAAUGCUACAGAGACAUUAGAGCUAGCAAUAAAUGACCAAAGAGAUGCACAAAUCAGUAAGUAAUAAUAACUAUUUAUAUAGCACUUUUUAAAAAAAGUGCUUUCCAUAAAAUCAGGUAAAACAGCAAAGUUGAUAGCUCUGAUAAAAGUAUAGGCAAUCAAGAUUUAUACAACAUCAAAUCAUAAAACAGCAAAAUCAACAAUAGUCAAAACACAAAAAGGAUGAGGAAUACAGUCAGUAUAACUGUAAUAGGGCCUUUUCAUAAGAGUUUUAGGAAGUGGUUUAAAAUGAUUCAUGCUAGUUUACAGCUAGCUGAGAUGACCAGCUGAUGUCUUACCCAGCCAGCUGCUCUGACAUCAUCAGUGCAACUUUCCAAAUGGGCAUUAUUUGGAUGAACUGAUCACUUAUUGUGAAUCUUCUUACUUUCUCACCUGAAAAAAUACUGAAACUUAGAGUGACAUUAGCAGUCCUACAGUGAAAAGUACAGCAGCUUUCAGCCAGGCUCACUAUUACUGCUUCCUCAUUUUAGACUGAGGGCAGAAAGGUGAUAGUGUUCAAUAUGGCCUCUCCACCUUGACCAUCCCGGCCGGGUGGGGCUAAGGCAUGUUCAUUAUAGUAGAUAUCUUUCACAUAAUAUAAAACU
Scomber japonicus (chub mackerel) is the source of this 3982-nucleotide messenger RNA. RefSeq names its product lamin B1 (gene lmnb1). The coding region runs from base 128 to 1900 and encodes 590 amino acids. The transcript is spliced from 11 exons. The record is from RefSeq and is a predicted model, not a curated record. Lineage: Eukaryota; Metazoa; Chordata; Actinopteri; Scombriformes; Scombridae.